UUUUUCUGUGCCAUCAGACACUGCUCACUAUUCUUCUUUGUUUCCUGCCUUUCCGAUGGCUGCCCAAUAAAAUCUAUCGAUUUUUCAUUUUUGGUUUUUAUUUUCUGUUCUAUUCUACUUCUACUCUUUGUAACAUUAAUAUCACCCCACUGAUAAUUUUUUUUGCCAUCUGUUGUGGUGAUUAUUGCUCUCCGACAAGUUUUGCCAGUUUAUUACAAAUCACUUCUUUCACUCUUCUUCGACGAAAAACUUAUGUGGAGGACGCAAUGUGUCUGCGUGGUGUUUGCGGACUUGUCAGUGCCCGAAGAGAAAACCACGCAUUUUACUACUUAACUUAUAUUUAUUCGGAUUUUUUCUAUUGAAAAAUGGAACUCGGCUCGUCGGAAAUCCGACAACGGAAAGGAAUCUCAAAGAUUGUAGAGGAUUUCGACAUUUUCGAGAAGGUCGUGGAAAAUGUAAAAGAAGAGAAAAAGGUUUCUGCUGGAGCGAUUUCCUUUAUCUGCUUCACUAUAAUUUUUUGUCUGUUUUGCACGGAGACGUAUACAUUUUUGUUCCACAAAAAGUACGACUAUCGGUUUGCACUAGACACAGAGAUGGAUGAAAUGCCCUUAUUAGAUUUGGAUAUGGUUAUUAACACACCAUGCUCGAUUCUUCAAGUUGUUAGCUCAUCAGAUGAGUAUUCCGGAGGAGACGGUCUUUUGCGCCAAACGAUUCAAAAAAAUCCGACUAGAUUCGAUUUCACUGAUGAAGAGCAAAUGUACUGGACCAUUCUCCGACAUGCACACGACCAAUACAACAAGAAAGGGCUCCGAGCACUUGAGGAGUUGGAAUAUGUCGAUGACGAUAUUGAAACAAAUCUCGAGCACUUGGCAAAUGAGAAGCAGGACGAAGAAGCAGCUCAUAUCAAAGAACUGCGCUUGAAGAACAAAAAGACACAGCAUAGAGGGACCGGGCAGAUCAUGUUCCUCGUAAGCAACGGGAUGGGAAUGUUCCAACUGGUAGCUGAUAAUGGAGGUGGUGAUGGUGAUGAUGGAAAAGCAUGUCGUCUUCAUGGAAAAUUCAAAGUUAGAAAAGGAAAAGAGGAGAAGAUCGUGAUGUCUAUUAGUAACCCAAUGAUGAUGUUUGAUCAUCAGGAGAAACAAUCUGGAAAUAUUUCGCAUCGAAUUGAAAAGUUUAAUUUUGGACCAAGAAUCCCUGGGUUGGUAACGCCAUUGGCCGGAGCUGAACAUAUUAGCGAAUCAGGACAAGACAUCUACCGGUAUUUUAUCAAAAUUGUGCCAACCAAGAUCUACGGCUAUUUUAGCUACACUAUGGCAUACCAGUAUUCAGUGACAUUUUUGAAGAAGCAGUUGAAGGAAGGAGAGCAUUCACACGGAGGAAUUUUGUUCGAGUAUGAGUUUACAGCGAAUGUCAUCGAGGUACACAAAACUUCAAUAACCUUGAUCUCAUACCUCAUCCGAAUUUGCUCGAUCCUUGGCGGUGUCUAUGCAACCAGUACAAUUGUGAACAACAUCCUCCAAUUCUGCCUAUCACUUGCCUACACUGAUAAGGCGCACUUGGAACAGUUCCAACAUCUCCGCGAAUCGCGAACGAGUGUGUCAACGGACUCACAUUCGGCUUUUGUAAUGGACGCCAAUAUGAGGGUUCAUUAAUAUUUUUUAUUUAUUGUUCGGCUUUACUUUUUUUUUUGCACUUCUGGUCAUUUAAUACAGUUUCUUAGCCGCGUUUAGGAAAGUUCCAAGAAAGUGGGCGAUUUUCAAUUUUGUGAUAACAAUCAUUUCCCGAUAACAUUGUUUGUCUCUCCAGGCUGUGUUGCAAUUUCAAUUGCGAUGAUUCCAAUAUUGUUCACCUUCUUUUUUCCAAUUUUAUUUCUUAUGGGUUUCUGCUGUUUCCUCUUGUUUCUUCACUUUGGUUAGUAAUCUAUGGAAUUUUAUGAAUAUUGUGUGUUUACGGGAUGAAUAAAUUAUUAUUUAUGAAAAAUAUUU
Molecule: messenger RNA, 1985 nt
Organism: Caenorhabditis elegans
Lineage: Eukaryota; Metazoa; Nematoda; Chromadorea; Rhabditida; Rhabditidae
Gene: ergi-2
Product: Endoplasmic reticulum-Golgi intermediate compartment protein 2
Exons: 8
Coding region: 366-1652 (428 amino acids)
Cellular component (GO): endomembrane system; membrane; cytoplasm
Source: RefSeq, marked reviewed